AUGUUGGGAAGCCCCACUGGGUGGAUAACUGACGAGUGUGCUUUCUUUCUUUUGUUUGCCCGCCCAGAGAGAGGGGAUCCUGCUCCUGAUCCAGUGGUGGUUCCUGGUAGAGGGUUCGAAGAAGAGAGGAAGACUUUAAAAGUGAAUCACACUGAACUUCCACGUCAUUUCACAGAUAAGGCAAGCACUAGAGGUUCUGAAAGGGGAGGACGAGGCGGGUCAUUUUCUCGGUCGGUGUUGAAUCAUCUUACUUCUGUCCGGGAUCCAAGGACGGAAAGAAGGACUAAAAGCCAACCCUUAUGCUACACAUAA
Messenger RNA from Prunus armeniaca (apricot), 312 nucleotides. NCBI's taxonomy places the organism in Eukaryota, Viridiplantae, Streptophyta, Magnoliopsida, Rosales, Rosaceae. The record is from the annotation of a GenBank genome assembly.